This is a messenger RNA of Centropristis striata (black sea bass), 3692 nucleotides long. RefSeq names its product DEAH (Asp-Glu-Ala-His) box helicase 30 (gene dhx30). The coding region runs from base 16 to 3423 and encodes 1135 amino acids. NCBI's taxonomy places the organism in Eukaryota, Metazoa, Chordata, Actinopteri, Perciformes, Serranidae. Gene Ontology annotation, molecular function: ATP binding; DNA helicase activity; G-quadruplex RNA binding. The record is from RefSeq and is a predicted model, not a curated record. The transcript has 19 exons. Gene Ontology annotation, cellular component: intracellular anatomical structure; cytoplasm; nucleus.
AAUUGUAGUGUAAAGAUGGCGCUACCCCGUGGUUUACUCAUGCGGCUCACAGCGCUGCGUAAUGUUGCCAAAAGUAUACCUACAGGAGGCAAAACAGCGUCCAACUGGGGCAGAGACAUGCGGUGGUACCAUACAAAAGCACGAAGUGACCAGGACCUCGGGACAUCAUAUGUCGAGGCCAAAGGAGGUAACUUGAGCCUCAACCUCUUGAACGAGUUUCCAGAUCCUAAAGGUCUCUUGAAUAACAUCAUCACCCGAUCACUGGGGGUCUGCGACCUGUCCCAGCUGGUCCAGUACAGCUACACGGAGACUGCGGGUGUCAAGAAAGCCACUGUCACAGUAAUGUGGCCCUGCAAGAUUGAAGAGGAGGGUUUUGCCUCCAAGAAGGUCGAUGCAGAACGACUGGCUGCAGCUGCUGUUUGUCUGAAGCUCAGAGAAAUGGGUGUCAUUGGUCCAAAUAAUCAGCUCCCCAAGAGAGCGGAUGAACAAAAUCAAUUUCUGCCUUCCGAAGAACAGCACUCCGACAUCUCUGAAGCCCUUUCCCUGUUUCCAUACCCUAAGUCUCUCCUUGUCAGGGUCCUCCAGGUGGCCACAUCAUCCAACAGAGUCGAGGAGAAGAUGAAGUUCAGAGUAUCAGGAAAGAAGCUGAAGACGUGUGAGCUGACGAUGCAAUGGCCAGAGACGAUGACGUUCUCUGCUACAGCGAGAAAGAAACCGGCCGCAAUGAAGGGAGCUGCAGCUCUUGCUUGCAUGAAGCUAAAGGAACUGAAGCUGCUGGAUAAAAAUAACCAACCGCUGACUCACGCCAUGUACCAUAAAGAGAAGGUGAGGGAGGCUGGGGAGCAAGCUAGACGCCCCCUGCCCCUGAAAGUCCCAGAAUACCUGGAGGAGCACAUGAGAAGAUACCUCGAACAGUACCCAGUGGCAACAGUAGUGCAGAAGCUUUGGGAAGAGGAAGAGGCGAGAGCACAGCAGGCAAACCAGGAGGAUGAGGAGGACGAAGAGGACUUGAUGGACGCCAUCACAGGCAGGCGAUACAGGCCACUGUCUGAAAAUGAAGCCCAGCAGCUCAACGCCUACCUGAAGAAGGAAUGGGAGAAGGCGAACCCCAGGCUGAGUGUGGAGCUCCCAGUCGAUGCCCACCGUCAGCGCGUGAUCUCUGCAGUGCGGUCGUCUAGAGUGGUCGUGAUCGAUGGUGAAACAGGAUGUGGGAAAACAACACGGAUCCCUCGAUUCCUGCUGGAGGAGAGUGUGAUAGGCGGCGAGGGGGCCGGAUGCAACAUCUUGGUGACCCAGCCGCGUCGGAUCAGCGCCGUGUCCGUGGCUCAUCGCGUUGCCCAAGAACUGGGUCCAGCACUAAAAUGCUCUGUGGGAUAUCAGGUGAGACUUGAGAGCCGUCCACCAGAGCAGAGCGGAGGAGCUUUACUCUUCCUCACGGUGGGCGUCCUGCUGAGGAAGCUGCAGUCGAACCCGUCCCUGAAGGGAAUCAGCCACGUGGUGGUGGACGAGGUUCAUGAAAGGGACAUUAACACGGACCUGCUGCUGGCUCUGCUGCGCUCCUGCCUAAAGGAGAACCCCGACCUACGAGUGGUGCUCAUGAGCGCUACUGGGGACAAGCAGAAACUGUCGGAGUACUUCGGGGGCUGCCCAAUUGUCAAAGUGCCUGGAUUCAUGCACCCAGUGAAGGACAAAUACCUGGUGGAUGUGCUGAAAGAGAUGGGACGCUCACCAUUUGUCCGACAGAAGGACGAGCAGAGAGAAAGAGACGAUGUUGCACCAGAUGUAGAUUUAGUAGCUGAUGUAAUCCAGCACAUUGACAAAUAUGGAGAGCCAGGUGCAGUUCUGUGUUUCCUCCCUGGAUGGCAGGACAUCAAAGCUGUUCAAGAGAAACUGGAGCAGAGGAGCCACUUUUCCUCAGGCUCACACAUAAUUGUGCCGUUGCAUUCUAGUUUAUCAGUAACAGACCAGCAGGCAGUGUUCCAGCGCCCCCAAGAGGGUCGGAGGAAGAUUGUACUCGCCACUAACAUUGCUGAGACCUCGAUCACCAUAGAUGACAUCACCCAUGUGGUGGACACAGGAACUCACAAAGAACACAAUUAUGACCCACGGACCAAGGUCUCCUGUCUGGACACGGUCUGGAUAUCUCGUUCUAAUGUCACUCAAAGAAAAGGGAGAGCAGGACGAUGUCAGCCGGGACAGUCCUACCACCUGUUUCCACGAGAGCAGCUGGACUCCAUGCCUCACUUCCCCAUCCCUGAGAUCCUACGCACCCCCCUGGAGAAUUUAGUCUUGCAAGCCAAAAUCUACAGUCCUAACUCCAAGGCUGUAGAUUUCCUAUCCCAAGUGUUGGACAGUCCACAGGGAGAGGCUGUGAGAAAUGCCGUCAAAAACCUACAAGAAAUUGGAGUUCUGGACAAGACUGAAACCCUGACACCUUUAGGAGAGCGUGUCGCCUGCAUGUCAUGUGACCCUCGUCUGGGCAAAGUGCUGGUCCUGAGCGCCAUGUUCAGAUGUGUUCUGCCCAUGCUGUCUGUUGCUGCCUCUCUGACCAGAGAUCCUUUUCACAACAGCAUGCAGAACAGAGCAGUUGUUAACAAGGCGAAAGAGACUCUGGGCGGUGAAAGCUACAGCGACUAUUUGGUGUUCAGUAGAGCUGUGCUGGGCUGGAGGAAAGCUCAGUACGAGGGGGACAGAGAAGACCGGGAUGGAUUUCUGUAUGAUCACAGUCUGUCCUGGUUGGGCCUUCGGUUCAUCAAUGGUCUCAUCUCUCAGUUCAGUGAAAACCUGCGUGAAGCCCAGCUUGUGCAUCAUGCCAAUGAGUGCCAACGCCACACUUCUAUCUACAACGAGCACAGCAAGCAGGAUGAGCUGCUUAAAGCUGUACUGCUGGCUGGGCUCUAUCCCAACCUCAUUCAGGUGAAGAAAGGUGCUGUGAUCAAAGGACGCUUCCGUGCCAACAAUUUGGUUUUCCGCACACUCAGUGGGCCGGUACAUCUUCACCGCUCCACAGUGAACAGCGGAAAAAAGAAGCUCCCUAGUCCCUGGUUGACCUUCUACGCCGCUGUCCAGUCUAGUGGGGUUGUUUUCAUCAGAGACUCUUCUUCAGUGCAUCCACUCGCCCUGCUGCUGCUCACAGACGGUGAUAUCACAGAAAGAGUGACCGGAGACAGAGUGGAAGUAUCGUUUCCUGGAAACCCUCUGGUGCGCUGCGAGUUGCCAGUUGACACCUGGGAGCUGCUGUGGGAGAUCCGCUCUUCAAUUCAGACCAUGCUGUACCGCAACCUCAACAACCCCAGCAACGCAGCCACCCACGCUGUUCAAGAUGGAAAGCUCAUCAAGUUAAUCGUGGAGCUGCUCAACAACACAGACCCAAACCCUUGGGCUAAGAACCACGUCAGUGACAGUGACAGUGAGGUGGACUGAUGACAGACAGCACUGUGUACACGCUGACGAUAAAUCAGCUGGCUGGUACAGAGGACACAAAAGAGGAUGUUGUAUGUUUUCCUGUGAGUCCGUACUUAACAAGUUGACCUCAUCAGGAAUCUUGUAGAGCAGUGGACUGUUGUCUUCUUCUGUUAUUGUUGAAGUAAAUUAUUAACUCUGUGAAUGAUGUGAGGAAUCCAUUGGUUUGGAUUUUGGACUGAUGUUUUAUUAUUCCUGGUUAUUUGUUUUAGAAAAGCAGAAGUUGAAUG